UAGAUAACGGGAAGCUGGAGCGGUUGACACGUUUUUCCAGCAGUCUGCAGACGUGACUUGGAGCUGUCCACUGCUGUUGCUGCGGCUCCUCACCCCGCCAGUGUAGUCCCGAGGACUUCGACCCCCCGCCGAUCGAAGUCGGCGGUGCUGGAGCUGCUUACGCACUGUUGUACUUUUGAACUGGGAAAUUCCAUCCGCGGAGUGGUGCGCAUGCGCACCGUUUGUGUACAUUCCAUGCGAAGAUGGCGGCUUUCGUGAUUGAUAAAGAGCUAAGGAAGUCUAGAUUAUUACUGGGGCUACAAAAAUUAUGAGCUGCGGCAUUUGGUGAGAGUUACAUCGCCGACAGAUAAGGCAAAGGGGCAGCCAGCCGGCCGCGGAAAGCUGGGCGACGUGUCCAUCGAGUUGGAAGUCCUCUUCUCUGCUUCCGUAGGAUUUUUUUUUUUGUUGCUGCUUGUUUGUUUUGUCGAAUGCAUUGACUCUUCUCUAUAAAGAGUCUCAAGAAGAAGGGAAAGCAGGGAUUUGCCCCACAGCCCUAUAUUGUCGACCCCUGGAAAGGAAUAUCCUAUGUAAGUCGUGCUGACCAUGGCAGACCAUACACCACCUCUGGAAACCACCCAAAUUCUAAAUACAGACUUACCAAUUCUGCCACCACCCCCUCCUACAAUGGUAAAUGGAGAUGUCUCUCAGCAGGUAAUCUUGGUACAGGUGAACCCAGGUGAAGCCUUUACGAUAAGACGAGAAGAUGGUCAAUUCCAGUGUAUUACAGGUCCUGCUCAGGUUCCAAUGAUGUCACCAAAUGGUUCAGUGCCUCCAAUUUAUGUGCCUCCUGGAUAUGUUUCGCAGGUUCUUGAAGAAAAUGGUGUCCGAAGGGUCUUGGUCUUACCUCAGCCAGAGUACCACCAAAGCCACUCACCUUUGCACCCAAGUCCUCACCACUUGACGUUCAUCCCGCACCCUGCCAUUAUUCCUUCUCCACCACACCACAUGUACUCCACAGUGACUGGUGCAGGAGACAUGGGCACCCAGUACAUCCCUCAGUACCACCCGGGACACGUCUAUGGGGACCAAGAUACGCUUUCUCCUCAUGGACGGUCAACAUUUGUUCAUAGAGAUGAAAGGACUAGUAAAACACAUGAACGUUUGCAAAAAAAACUUAAAGACAGACAGGGUGGUCAGUCAAAAGACAAAAUGAAUAGCCCUCCCUCUUCCCCUCAAAAAAUGCACUGUACUUCACCUGUGGAUUGCCAAAAUGGCCUUGGGAAGGGACUGUCUUCAGUGGGAUCAGCAACAGCAGUCAUCAAAGGGAAACAAGUAGGAAAAGUGAAAGGAAAUCCUCGAAUAGAGAUGGAAGUGCAAGAGUUGGAUGAGGAAUCCAAAGCCUUGCAAGUACUUCUUUCUAAUAUCAGCAAGCCAACGGUGUCAGACAUUCAAGCUAGGACAGUACUCCUUUCAUGGUCACCUCCUGGCACAACAGAAAAUGGAGAUAGCGAUGUAGCCAACUUGCCGGAGUCUUUAUUUUAUGAAGUGUCUCUUUCCAAUACUGGAAAAGAUGGGAAGUUCAAAACAGCAUACAGUGGUGAUGAGCUGAGUACGACUUUGGAAGACCUAAGACCAGCAACAGAAUAUCAUGCAAGAGUCCAAGCACAAUGCAGCUGUUUGCAAGGAAUCCCUUCAGAACCAGUGAGCUUCACAACAUUGACCUGUGAACCAGACAUGCCAAAUCCACCCCGAAAAGCCAGUGGGACCAAAAAUUCUCUUCUUUUGCAGUGGAAGGCCACGUGUGACAAUGGUUCAAAAAUCCAAAAUUAUAUUUUGGAGUGGGAUGAGGGUAAAGGAAAUGGUGAAUUUACACAAUGUUUCUAUGGGCCUCAGAAGCAGUACAAAGUGACCAGAUUAUCACCAGCUACAAAAUACGCAUUUCGGCUUGCUGCUAAAAAUGAUGUGGGCAUCAGUGGCUUCAGUGAAACAGUUGAUUUGUACACCUCAGGCAGUGUUCCCUUACCACCAGCUAAACCAGAGCUUUUAAAAUCUGGGGUGACCUGGCUAACGCUCCAGUGGAAGAAGACCUCAGGAGUUGCAUUAGCUGAAGAUGACAUUUCUUAUAUUUUGGAGAUGGAGGAUGAAAGUUCAGGUUACGGUUUUAAACCAAAAUAUGAUGGAGAAGAGCUAAGUUGUACAGUUAAGAAUCUAAGAAGAAGCACCACCUACAGAUUUCGCGUUAUUGCUUAUAAUUCAGAGGGGAAGAGCAACCCCAGUGAGAUAUCAGAGUUCCUCACUAGCCCAGAUAAACCUGGGGCUCCUUCUAAGCCAGUUGUUAAGGGGAAGAUUCAUGCCAACAGUUUUAAGAUAACCUGGGACCCACCAAAGGAUGAAGGCGGAGCAGUCAUCACAAAGUACAUCCUCGAGAUGGCAGAAGGAAAUGAUGGAAACAUGUGGGAACUGAUAUACAGUGGAUCUGCCACUGAGCAUGUCUGUGAGCGACUGAAGCCCGGCUACAUAUACAAGUCUCGAGUUUAUUGCCUUAGUGAAGGAGGACAGAGCCUGCUUUCAGAAACAUUAGUUAUUCAGACAGCUGUGCUUCCUCCUGGAUCACCUCAGCCUCCUAGGCUUAUGGGUAAGCCUAAGGCAAGAGAACUGCAGCUACGCUGGGGUGCUCCUCAGGUUGAUGGCGGCGCUGUUGCCACCAGCUAUGGUCUUGAAUUUUCCCCAGCUCAGACAGAAGAGUUUCGUGAAGUUUAUCUGGGAUCUGAACUGGAAUGUACAGUAUCCAAUCUCCUACCUGGGAAAACAUACGUGUUCAGACUGCGGGCAGCCAAUAAAGCUGGAUUUGGAACGUUUUCAGAGAAAUGUGAAUUCACUACAGCUCCUGGGCCACCAGACCCAUGCAAACCACCAAGUGUUGUGUGCAAGUCUCCUACAUGUGCAAUAUUAAACUGGGAGCCAUCUGCUAGCAAUGGUGCUAACAUUACUGAGUAUCGAUUAGAAUGGGGAGCCGCCGAAGGAGUUAUGCAGAUAUGCUAUACUGGACCUGGGCUGACCCAUGAGAUGAAAGGUCUUUUACCAGCAACCAAUUACUUCUGUAGAGUACAGGCAGUUAAUAUCGCUGGUGCUGGCACUUUCAGUGAAGUUACAGUGUGUAUGACGCCAUCCUCCGUCCCAGCAGCUGUGAGUUCUCUUCAUGUCUUAAGUGAAAAUGAAGUUGACAUCCCACAGUACUGCCCAUCUACAUGCUUGGCUCUGAAGUGGGAGCAGCCCUGUGACCACGGCUCAGAAAUUACAUCCUACAGCAUUGAUUUUGGCGAGAGGCAACCUGUUAUGGUAGGGAGGACCACCAGUCAUCUGCUUGAGAAUCUUCAGCCAGACACUACAUACAGAAUACGAAUUCAGGCCUUGAACAAUAUAGGUGCUGGUCCCUUUAGCCACACUAUCAAGGUGAAAACCAAACCCCUGCCUCCUGAACCUCCCCGCCUGGAGUGCACAGCAUUCAGCCACCAUACCCUUAAACUUAAGUGGGGAGAUGGCUCCACCAAAGCUUUACCAACAGACUCUAUCCAGUAUCACCUUCAAAUGGAGGACAAGAAUGGAAGAUUUGUAUCCUUAUACAGAGGACCGUGCCACACACACAAAGUUCAAAGACUCAAUGAGUCCACCUCCUAUAGCUUCUGCAUUCAGGCCUUCAAUGAAGCUGGGGAAGGGCCUUUCUCAGAUGUUUACAUAUUGACAACUACAAAGUCUCCUCCCCCUCCUCUCAAAGCACUUAGGAUAGAACGCCUGGAUGAUCAUUCAUGUGAGGUCACAUGGGAGGCAUUACAACCAAUGAAAGGAGAUCCAGUUAUUUACAGUCUGCAGUCUGCCAUUGGAAAUACAGACUUUAAACAGAUUUAUAAAGGACCAGCCACCUCGUUUCAUGCUCCAGGUCUCCAGGCCAAUUGUGAACAUCGCUUCCGAGUAUGCGCCAUUCGACAGUGCCAAAACCCUCAGGGUACUCAGGACCUCAUUGGGCCUUAUAGUGCCACAGUGAUACUCUCAUCUCAGAAGACUGAACCGCCUGCCAGCACCCAUAAAAACACUGUGGAAGUCACAAGGACAAAAAGCACUCUGAGCGACGAGCAGUGUGCGGCAGUAAUUCUUGUGCUAUUUGCUAUCAUAUCCAUUCUGAUUGCCUUCGUCAUCCAAUACUUUGUUAUUAAGUGAUGAGCCUGCCAGCAACUGGCAAAUUAUAUGCCUAAACCUUGUCCCAUCAUCUCUGCACCCCAAUCCACUCUGUUCCUUUUAAUGAUAUUGUACUGUGAUAUGAUUUCUAUUGCUUCUAACACAACAGUGGCACACAAUGCUCCGUCUUACUUCCGUCAUGUUUUCUGCCAUGUGUGUGAGUUUUAGUGGUUACAGACUCACAAUAAAAGCUGACAGUUAGCCGGGAGAAGCCACAGUUGUGUAAGAAGGGCAUUAGUAGUCUUUGACUCUACUAGUCGUCUUGGUCUGAAACCCGAAUCCUAGUGAAUUGCAGCUUGUCGGCACAAACUCGUAGUCAGAUAUAGCUGUACACGCUCGACUCCGGUCUGAACUCUAAACUAAGUCCACAAGUGUAGCCAUUUCCAAGAGCCUAAUCAUUGGGCUCUUUUUUUUGGUUGACAGAAAGGAAGAUGCCCUGUUUUCAUUCAUGAUGGAAGCAGUUUGGCCGUGAAAUUUGACUAGCUUUUCUUAAAGUGCCAGCAUGGGACUUCUGUUAAUAUAAAAACAGAGGACCUAAGAAAUGAAUCUGUAAAAUAAUAAUAAUGUAUCGCAAAACACUUUACUUAGCACUUUCCAAUCAUUGAAGUCCAGAAUGUGUUGAAUUGUAAAAGUGAAAGUAACUUUUCCUCUAUUUUUGUAAGAAACUUGGACCUGUUUGUUAGGAGGCUGUGCCAGGGGCUUCAAAAUGCUGUUUAAACUUUCAUUUAGCUGCUUCAAUCCAAACUAUAAGUUUAGCACAAGAUUUUUGAAGACUCCCUUGAUUAAAACAAAACAAAAAAAGAGUACUUUGCACCUUGUAUAAAUCAUUUGACUGCAUGUUGUAUUUGUGAAACAAUAGGACACUUCAGGUGGUGUAAGCCUUAAUGUGUAUCGUGAGCUCGUUUCUCAGAAUUAGUCCCACUGAGUCCUGUCUCUUGAAAUUCUUCAUCUCUCACGUCUGAGUAUCCUGGAAUCAACUUGUCUGACGCCUGACCUUCGUAGAAUGUCUGCACACAUAACAAGAAGCAGAGGCGAGUUUUUCUUAGACUUUCUUUUGUUUUUUUUUUCACUAGAACUGUAAUUCUGCCAUCCCCUUUUUUGUCAUUUGUUUUAUUUUAGUUGCUAUUGUUUAUGUAUUAAAGCUUUUAUGUUUAUUAAUUUACAUUGUUUUUGUUGAAAUAUUAACUGUACAAAACACUUUUUAAUUCUCUUUAGAGAUACGAAUUAGCACACGUUAUCUUUUUUGUUCAUAUUUUUGUUUUAACUUUUGUGUCUUAAAUAGAAAAAAAAAUCCAAGAGAAUCGCAGUGAUUUCCUGUCUCUGACAUGUUUACAUGUACUUCCUUUAAAAUCAGAUAUUGACACUUUUUGUAUUGAUACGUAUUUGUCACACAGAUGUUGAAUGGGGCACAAUUAUCUUCAUGGAAGCACUCAGAUUUGGUGCUGAGUCUGGUGGGUAGCAGAUAAACGCAGCGGGUGUUCGGAGUCGUAAAAAAGGUGGCAUGCUAAGAGCAAGUGAGCAAGCAAGUGGAUUCCUGUAUGCUUCAGGUAAUAAGAUGAUGCCCUACACUGGGCUCUGUUAGUCAAAUUCAAAUUCCUAUUUUUGAUAGUGCAUCUGUAAUUGUGCCAUUAGAAUAUUCCCUCAUGUGGGCUGCUGCUGAGGAGAAGAAAAAAAAAUUUUAUGUAAUUUUAAUGUUUGCGGUUACCUCAUAUACUGUACAUUCCAAAAAACAAAAUCAAAAAUUGCUAUAAAUACUACCAAACAUAUCACUUUAAAAUUGUACAAUGUCAAACUUCGUAAUGAAAAUUGUAUAAUCUCAUAAAUAUGUAUCUAAACUGUAAUUCUAUAGACAUUAUAUCUAAAAGAAAAAAAAAGGAAAAGAUCCAUGCACAAUAAAAGAUCUAUAAUUCUUC
Erpetoichthys calabaricus (reedfish) is the source of this 6125-nucleotide messenger RNA. It is a transcript of the gene fndc3a, whose product is annotated as fibronectin type III domain containing 3A. The record is from RefSeq and is a predicted model, not a curated record. The transcript is spliced from 26 exons. Gene Ontology annotation, molecular function: protein binding. Lineage: Eukaryota; Metazoa; Chordata; Cladistia; Polypteriformes; Polypteridae. The coding region runs from base 583 to 4194 and encodes 1203 amino acids.